GGACCUGUGGUCGGGUGUGGACGGUCACCCUCCGAGUGCCCCGCACCGUUGCUUAGCGCUAAGAAAAUUAUGAGCCGGCUUCCAAAGAGAAAUAGGGACUGUGCAGAGUGAAAGCUGCAUUUUGAAAGGUCAAAUUUAAACAGGAAAGCGCAGUGAUGCUGGGGUUAUCCCCACCCCUUCAGGGAGUUUAAGCAUCAAGAGAGGCCAGCUCUCCUGCGAAGCGUGUGGAGGCUGGUACUGGAGGAUGGGCAGGGAAGAGUCCCAAGUUGGGGCUCCAUUGAUUGGGGAGCAGAAUUUUUGCCCACAUCGCUCCCAGGGACUGAGAGUGGCAGUAAAUACCUUGCCAGCCCUCUCUGUGCAUGUCAUUAUUAAUAUCUAUUAAGCUAAGUCGGCCAAUUUCUAUUCCUGGAGUACAUACACCCCUCCGCCCUUUUCUAGAAAGCUCCCCUGGCUGCAGUGAUUCUUCCAUAAUUCCUUUGCCUGGCUGCAUGGAAUUGGUCCUCAGUGAUUGCUGCUAAUGAAAUCCUGAGUCCUGACAGCUUUAUGAAGGCCAGUCCCGAAGGCUCCAGGACCAGAAGCCACCAGUCUGCCCAUGGAACCCCGGGUCUCAUGUCCAGCUGCUGCACCCUUGGGGGAGAGGCAGUUCCGUGUUCUUGUGGGUGUCACUGGGAGUGUUGCAGCUCUGAAGUUGCCUCUCCUGGUGGCACAGCUGUUGGACAUUCCUGGUCUGGAAGUAGCCGUGGUCACAACUGAGAAAGCCAAACAUUUCUACAACCCCCAGGACGUUCCUGUCACUCUGCACAGCGACUCUGAUGAAUGGGAGAUGUGGAGGUUCCGCUCCGACCCAGUUCUUCACAUUGAACUUCGGAGGUGGGCUGACCUCAUGCUGGUGGCUCCUCUUGAUGCCAACACUCUGGGGAAGGUGGCCAGUGGCAUCUGCGACAACUUGCUUACCUGUGUCAUCCGGGCCUGGGACCUCCGCAAGCCAUUGCUCUUCUGCCCCGCCAUGAACACGGCUAUGUGGGAGCACCCCAUCACCGCACAGCAGGUGGACCAGCUCAAGGCCUUCGGCUACAUCGAGAUCCCCUGUGUGGUCAAGAAGCUGGUGUGUGGAGACCAAGGUCUGGGCGCCAUGGCUGAGGUGGACACCAUCGUGGACAAGGUGAAAGAAGUCCUCUCCCAGCACAGGAGCUGCCAACAGAGUUGACCCAGGAGUUUUGUCCCACGUGUCCCUCUGCAUCCAGCAUGUUCUCAGGCAGAGUUGGUGAUGAAGGUGGACACUGGUAAAACAUGGUGAAGAUGGCGGCCCUUCUGAGCGGCCUGGGCCUGCCCUGGGUUAAACUAGACCAAAUGCCCAGGUUCCCACAUCUUUGAACUAGAAGACACCCACUUUCUGGAGUCCCUCCUCACUUUUCCUGAGGUGGUACAGCCAGUGAGAGGAGCCAGUGCUCUGCUGUCCCUGGGCUCCGGGGGUGACUGACAAUGACUGAGAAGCCUUGAUUCUGCCCUGGGCCCUGGAAUGCUUUUAGAAACAGCCACCGUGGGGAGCCCCGGCGUGGCCGCGCCUGACCAGGCCUUGGAGCUUCGUCUCUGUGAUGGAGUGCACAGGUGCCACGCGGGGCCAGGGAGGCCUCAAGUUGGCAAGACCCUGAGGUGCCCGCCGACCAGACUGUGAGACCAGCGUACUGUGGCGUCAAGAAAAGGGGCCUUUCAGGAAACUUCUUUCCAGCCCUCCUGUGGCGCUGCUGUGUGUGGCUGGGGAGCCUCUGGGUUGAUGACUGGUGUCCUCGAUUCCCACGCCCCGUGGUAGUUAAGGGCAAGGACUCUGAGGAAUCCCAGCUCUGCCACCUACGAGCAGUGGCUCAGGUCUCCGCUCUCUGACGCUUGCUCUCCGCGUCUGUACGGCCCGCCCUCGUGGAGUUGCUGGGGAAUUGAGUGAGACGGCAAGUGGGAUGAACGUGGGCAGUGAAUGUCAAUUAAAUGGAAUUUAAAGCUAGAUGUGUGUUCUUGCCAGUGACCCGUCUUAGCAUUUGCUGACGUAGACAGCCCAUUUUGGGAAAAUCAGAAUCCCAGGCCCUAAACUGACACUAAUUCUGGAACCUGACCUGGGACCCAGCGCUCUCUUCUUGGUGUUACCCCGUAGCUUCACUAUACCUGAAGUAGGGGCUGGGUGUCUGUGCCUUCACACCCCAUUCCCUGCCAAAUGACACUUGAAUAGGGGGAGUAGACGCCAGAGACGCAAAGCAGCCCUCAAAUACCCCCACUACCCUUCUUUGGCCAGUUGCUGUCGGAUGGCUGCAGCAGGAAGGGGCUUAUUUAUCUCUUUGGAUCUGAGGUUGGGGCUGGUGUCUGCCCUCCGUCUUCCAGGCCCAGGGGGAGUGGGCCCCACAUGUGUUCCCUGGGACCAUUGGGGGUGGAGAGACCUUGGAAGGGUUCCAGGAAGCCUACUUGCUGAAAGUAAGGCCUCCAGCAGCCUCCAAGAGCCUGUUCCUCUGCAGUUCUUGGCUGAAAUCAGGUGACUCUGAGAUUAAAAAAUACUAAAAAAAAAAAUAACUAAAUUAGUAGCAUCAAAGACUAAACCAUUUGGGAGCCUCCCUGGUAGCGCAAGGGGUUAAGCAGCACUAUCAAGCUAUCCGCAGCCACAGCAGCACGAGUUCAAUCCCUGGCCAGGGAGCUGACCCACAUGGCACAGCAGACCUCUCCUGGGUCGCCCGCUGCUCCCCUCAGCAGUGUAUUUCAGUAGAUCAACCUGUUCUGCUCCACACUCUGUCUCUGGUGAAUCCUCUCACCCUCCGCAUCUCUGGUCUGCACCCCAACUCUUGU
Talpa occidentalis (Iberian mole) is the source of this 2823-nucleotide messenger RNA. RefSeq names its product phosphopantothenoylcysteine decarboxylase (gene PPCDC). Gene Ontology annotation, biological process: coenzyme A biosynthetic process. The record is from RefSeq and is a predicted model, not a curated record. NCBI's taxonomy places the organism in Eukaryota, Metazoa, Chordata, Mammalia, Eulipotyphla, Talpidae. Gene Ontology annotation, cellular component: phosphopantothenoylcysteine decarboxylase complex. Gene Ontology annotation, molecular function: phosphopantothenoylcysteine decarboxylase activity; FMN binding. Bases 593 to 1207 code for a protein of 204 amino acids. The transcript has 8 exons.